AUGAAUGAUAUUUCUGAUGAAGUCACUGAUGAGGAAAACGAAGAAGAGAGUAGAAUUAAGCAAGGUCACUAUAUUAUGGUUAAGUUUCCUGGCAAAAAGAGACAUUACAAAUAUGUUUGUAUUGUCCAAAAAGUAACUAAAACAGAAAUUGAAGUUAUGGCAAUAGUAGCAUGUGAUGAAUCUAAAACAGUAUUCAAAGCAAAAGCAAAUUAA
This is a messenger RNA of Arctia plantaginis, 213 nucleotides long. The record is from the annotation of a GenBank genome assembly. NCBI's taxonomy places the organism in Eukaryota, Metazoa, Arthropoda, Insecta, Lepidoptera, Erebidae.